Pseudozyma hubeiensis SY62 is the source of this 414-nucleotide messenger RNA. Its product is annotated as translation elongation factor. Bases 1 to 414 code for a protein of 137 amino acids. The record is from RefSeq and is a predicted model, not a curated record. The transcript is spliced from 3 exons. Lineage: Eukaryota; Fungi; Basidiomycota; Ustilaginomycetes; Ustilaginales; Ustilaginaceae.
AUGCAAAAGAUCGGCAGAGGCUGCGCCAAGUCGCUCCAGCCUUGUUCGCUUACUACGUCGGCCAAUCAGAAGGCUGACGAGCAAUCGUUCAAGUCUGAUGAUGAUACCUCCUCGGAAGGACUGGUUGAGGACAAAAGCCUAAUCCUACGCACAAUUCGCCAGAAGGGCAAGGGUCGCCUCGCACUACCAUCUUCUCUAUCCUGUGACUCGCAUUUGAUCUUCCGUUUGGCAGCCUCGUCGUUCGUCACCUCAGACCGAGCGUUCGACUCGACUUCAUCAAAAAGACCGGCCGCCUUCAUUCGCCGGCUUGUUCGCUUCAACACCGAGCAUUUAGACCCACCAAGGACUUGGCGCAGACCCGAAUCUCCUCGAUCAUCGAAGCACCUUGAAUCUACAAAUAUCCUCACUGCCUGA